AUGGUGAACGAUGCCCUAUCCCCCUCCCCCCCGGACCCCGUCCUCACCCGCCCUUUCAACCAGGAGAAUGACCCCGUCCCCCUCGAAAUAGCCAUCAUAGGCGGGGGCAUCAUCGGGGUCAUGCUCGCCCUGGGCCUCCUGCAUCAUGGCAUCCAGGUCACGGUAUACGAACGCGCCUCCACCUUCCCCGAGAUCGGGGCGGGUAUGGCCUUCACGGCGGUUGCCCGCGAAUGCAUGCGCCGUCUGAGCCCCCAAGUCCUCGCCGCCUUCGAGCGCGUGGGCUCUCCAAACCCACACCCCCAGAACCGCUACUGGGAUGGCUUCCACCCCACGACCAAGGAGGAGGCGCAGUCGGCCGACGCCCUGCUCUUCCAGCUGUCGACCCACGAUAUGGGCUUCUGGACCUGUCUGCGCGCGGGGCUGUUGAACGAGAUGAGUCGCGAGUUGCCCGAGGGGACGGUGAAGUUUGGGAAGCGGCUGGUGAGUUAUGAGGAUGAUGAGGUGGUGGAGAAGGUUGUUCUCCGGUUUGCGGAUGGGAGUGAGGGGCGGGCUGAUGCUGUAAUCGGCUGCGAUGGCCUGCGAUCACGCACCCGGCAGCUCCUUCUGGGAGAGUCCAACCCGGCGGCGUAUCCGAGCUACUCGCACAAGGUGGCCUACCGGGCCGUGGUGCCCAUCGCCGCGGGGAUGGCCGCGCUGGGCGAAGACAGAGGGAGUAACCAGUGUCUGCAGAUGGGGCCAGGGGCACAUAUGCUCACCUACCCGCUAGCAGGCUUCACCCUCAUGAACGUCGCCAUCUUCACCACAGACCCAACCCCCUGGCCCGACGCCAGCAAAAUCACCAUGCCAGCAACCCGCAGCGAAGUCGCCUCCGUCUUCGCAAGCUGGAGCCCCUCGGUGCGCGAAAUCAUCGCCCUCCUGCCCGAGAACCUGACCAAAUGGGCCCUCUACGACAUGUACGAGCACCCCGCCGCCUCGUAUUGUCGGGGCCGCGUGUGUCUGGUCGGCGACGCGGCGCACGCCAGCAGCCCGCACCAUGGGGCGGGGGCGUGUAUGGGGGUGGAGGAUUGUUUGGCGAUGGUGACAGCGUUGGACUCUGUUCGGGGGGUUGUCCAAGAGAGGAAGGCCCUCGGUGUGCGAGGGGCGGUGCGGCAAGCGUUUGAGGCAGUUAAUGCGGUGAGGUGGGAGAGGUCGCAGUGGCAGGUAAGGAGUGCCAGGGAGACGGGCGAUAUCUAUGAGUGGAUGUAUCCUGGGUCGGGGGACAGUAGCGAGAGGUGUAAACAGGAGAUUGAGGGGAGGACGAGGAGGAUUUGGGAGUUUAGUGUUGAGGAGAUGGUGCGGGAGGUGAGGGUGUUGAUGGGGGAGGCCAGGAUUUGA
Aspergillus heteromorphus CBS 117.55 is the source of this 1374-nucleotide messenger RNA. Its product is annotated as putative salicylate hydroxylase. Gene Ontology annotation, molecular function: FAD binding. The transcript has 3 exons. NCBI's taxonomy places the organism in Eukaryota, Fungi, Ascomycota, Eurotiomycetes, Eurotiales, Aspergillaceae. The coding region runs from base 1 to 1374 and encodes 457 amino acids. Gene Ontology annotation, biological process: secondary metabolite biosynthetic process. The record is from RefSeq and is a predicted model, not a curated record.